Molecule: messenger RNA, 1710 nt
Organism: Botrytis sinoallii
Lineage: Eukaryota; Fungi; Ascomycota; Leotiomycetes; Helotiales; Sclerotiniaceae
Exons: 4
Coding region: 1-1710 (569 amino acids)
Biological process (GO): nucleobase transport; transmembrane transport
Cellular component (GO): plasma membrane
Molecular function (GO): nucleobase transmembrane transporter activity
Source: RefSeq, a predicted model, not a curated record
AUGCGUUCUUUCACUUCGAUGCCAUAUGUUCCUACUGGAAAACAAAUCAAAGAACGAUGCACAACGGUCAGAGCAUGGCAAUUGCCGAAACAGAAAAGUGCGUUGGCGCCAGAACAUGUUUGGACGAAUGAGGAUAUGGAUCCGGUGAAGAAGGAAAAUCAAACUUGGACUUUGUGGACUUGGAUGGCGUAUUGGGCAACUGAUACAAUCACUCUGAGUACUUGGGAGACGGCGAGUAGCGUUCUAGCGGUGGGGUUAACAUGGAGAGAAGCAAUUCCGAUUAUGGUAGUGGGAACGACUUGCGUUGCGAUUCCCGUGGUACUCAAUGGGGCUAUCGGUGCCAAAUUCCAUAUUCCAUUUUCAGUAGCAAUCCGAGCGUCGUUUGGAUACUAUUUUGCAUACUUUUGUAUAGUUUCAAGAGCCGUACUGGCGAUGUUUUGGUUGGGUAUAGUAGGCGCGGGCGGAGCACAGUGUGUUACGAUUAUGAUAUUGGCUAUUUGGCCUAGUUAUGCGAAUGUGCCGAAUCAUAUUCCAGAAGACCAAGGAAUCACUACGCAGGGAAUGAUUAGCUACUUUCUCUUCUGGAUAAUUCAGCUUCCACUUCUUCUUAUACCCCCUACUCGUCUCCGAUAUCUCUUCGUCACAAAACUCAUCGCAGCCCCUGUUGCGGCACUUGCAACCAUGGGCUGGUGUAUUCAUAAAGCCGGCGGCUCAGGAUCGAUCUUUGAUCUCCAGCCUACCGUCUCCGGAUCCACCAAAGCAUAUCUCUGGCUCUCCUGCAUGUCAUCAGUCACAGGCACGUGGGCUACUCUAUCAUGCAACAUCCCCGAUUUCUCCCGCUACGCACGAUCUUCCAAAGGUCAAUUCAUUCAACUUCCCUUCCUCCCUCUCAUUUUCACCCUGUGUGGUACGAUCGGUAUAAUCACCACCUCAGCCAGCGGAGUCAUCUACGGAGAACCCCUCUGGAACCCCCUCGACAUCCUCGCCAAAUGGCUGGACCUCGGACACGGCGGACGCGCCGCAGCAUUUUUCGCAGCCGCCGCUUGGUACAUCGCACAAGUCGGCACCAACAUCACCGCAAACUCCAUCAGCGCAGCAAACGAUCUCACUGUUCUCUUCCCCCGCUACAUCAACAUCGAACGCGGCUGCGUCAUCGCCGCCAUCGUCGGCGGAUGGGUCAUCGUCCCUUGGAAAAUCAUCAGCUCGGCCCAAACCUUCCUCUCUUUCAUGGGCGGCUAUGCCGUGUUUCUCGCGCCCAUUGCGGGUAUUCUCGCGGCUGAUUACUGGGUGCUGCGGAAACAACAUCUGGAUGUGCCGGCGCUGUACGAUCCCCUUGGAAGAUAUAGAUACGUGUGUGGAGUUAACUGGCGCGCGCUCUUGGCGUUACUACUAGCGGUGUGUCCGAAUUUGCCGGGGUUGGCGUAUAAUAUUGCGUUGAGGACGGAUGGGGAGACGGGGGUGGAGAUGGAUGCGGUGAGGAUUAGUCGGGGAGCGAGAAAUCUCUAUUCGUUUGAUUGGUUGUUUGGGUUUGUGGUGAGUGUGGUGGUUUAUGUGGGGGUGAGUUGGGUUUGGCCGGCGAGGGAAUCGUUGGUUGAGAGGUCGUUUUAUGGAGAUGUGGUGGAGGGGGAGGAGGGGAGGGGGAGUGAGGGGGAGAAUGCGGAGGGUGGGUUGGAAGGGGUGUGGGUUUCUGGAGAUGGGGAGAAGAGGUGA